Molecule: messenger RNA, 1221 nt
Organism: Gymnogyps californianus (California condor)
Lineage: Eukaryota; Metazoa; Chordata; Aves; Accipitriformes; Cathartidae
Exons: 6
Coding region: 1-1221 (406 amino acids)
Biological process (GO): immune response; immunoglobulin production
Source: RefSeq, a predicted model, not a curated record
AUGGCCUGGGCUCCUCUCCUCCUCGUAGUGCUUGCCCACAGCUCAGGUUCCCUGGUCCAGGCAGCGCCGACUCAGCCACCCUCGGUGUCAGCGAACCCGGGCCAAACCGUCAAAAUCACCUGCUCUGGGCUUAGCAGCAGCAGCAAUGUUGGCUGGUACCAGCAGAAGGUUCCUGGCAGUGCCCCUGUCACUGUGAUCUACGGUAGCAACAGCAGACCCUCGGGCAUCCCUUCGCGAUUCUCCGGAUCCUACUCUGGCUCCACAGCCACGUUAACCAUCACUGGAGUCCAAGCCGAGGACGAGGCUGUCUAUUUCUGUGCUGGCUACGCAGCAGCAGCAAUGCUGUCGCGGCACCAGUUAGGAGUCUCUGCUGUCCCACCAUCGCCCACCAGGGGAGGGCUGUGGUCCCGAGGUUCCCUGGUCCAGGCAGCGGUGACUCAGCCGGCCUCGGUGUCAGCGAAGCUGGGACAAACCGUCCAGAUCACCUGCUCCGGGAUUAGCAGCAGCAGCAGCUAUGGUGUUGGCUGGUACCAGCAGAAGGUACCUGGCGGUGCCCUUGUCACUGUGAUCUAUAGCAGCAACAAGAGACCCUCGGACAUCCCUUCGCGAUUCUCCGGGUCCAAGUCCGGCUCCACGGGCAUGUUAACCAUCACUGGGGUCCAAGCCGAGGACGAGGCUGUCUAUUUCUGUGGUGGCUGGGACAGCAGCAGUAAUCCUGUUGUAGUGACACAGAGAGAUGUGGAAGUGAGCUACAGAGGAGUUAAAAAUGGGGCUUUUCUGCCCUUCUCCCUCAUGGCUGAGCAAGGUUCCCUGGUCCAGGCAGCGGUGACUCAGCCGGCCUCGGUGUCAGCGAAGCUGGGACAAACCGUCCAGAUCACCUGCUCCGGGGUUUACAGCAGCAGCGGCAGCUAUGCUUAUGCCGGCUGGUACCAGCAGAAGGUUCCUGGCAGUGCCCCUGUCACUGUCAUCUACGCUAACACCAACAGACCCUCGGACAUCCCUUCGCGAUUCUCCGGUUCUGCAUCUGGCACCACUGGCACGUUAACCAUCACUGGGGUCCAAGCCGAGGACGAGGCUGUCUAUUACUGUGGUGCCCAGGACAGCAGUGCUGAUCAGCAUCCAGGUGCCCUGCAGGGUGGCCAUGCCUUCACGCCAGGAGGCCAGUGGUCUGUCUUCCCGGGGAACGCAGUGGGGCUCCCCUCUUACCAGGGGUUUACUUAG